AGAGAGACGCAUGAGGCUAUAAAUCAGUAAAAACAGGAAAAGUAAUGACAGAAGGAGGCAGAGAUAAAGGAAGGCACAGAAGCUGGUGUAGGAAAAAAGAAACCGACACGUGUGUGAAAGAACAGCAGGUGUAUUGGACAGGAGCCUGGAUUACAGACAAGGAUCUUUUUAAAUUACAUUUUAUUUAAAGGAAGUUGCUUUUUUCCUUUCGACAGACGGCUUACCAGAACCUGUGCAGGAGGACAAACAGGAUGUGAUGUGCGUUCUUCUGCUCUGGGUCACAAAGUGGGUCAACACCUGAGAAGGAGCUGAAAGGAGCAGCAGAAACUGAGGUAGUUUUGUCCUACUGAAAGAGCACAAGAGGGGGGAGAGACAGACUGAACUAGAGAGCAUGGAGAGAAGUUAAAGAAAACACCUUUUAUUUUUUAAGCCACUGAAAACAGACACAGUUAAUUAUUCCAAGUUGCUGCUUGUGUGCUGUGUACUUCACAAUGUGUACACUCUAAAAUGUUCAAAUUUCAGACUAUUUUAAAUUUUAUUUUGAAAAUAUUGGUGCGGUAUAUGGACUAUCAGGUGCUUUCUAACAUUUGAACAGCAUCAUUUUACAUCUUGACAAAAAAACUUUCUAAACCUUAAACUGGUUUUACAGGCUACAUGUGAACCAAUGUAGCUAAAUUUACCCUGCUGCUGGAAAUCUAUCCUCGUGACCAACUGUAGCUUUCACUGGGAGAAGAAGCAGUGGAGUCAUUUUUUCUUCUUUUUUAAAUGAAACUUCUCAACAUAAAUGCAUUUUGGGAUCCGUUUUCUUUUCAAUGACUCAGCCUUUAUUCAAGCGUAAAGAUAACAAAUCAUCUCUUGGCCUUAAAGUCCAAACAUUCCAAGUGAUCUACAGUACAAGGGGAGGUCAUCUCCUUCAUUCCUACACAUUCACAUCCACAGUAAAAGACUCUACUCUACCUCCACCAUGCAGACCCCAGGACCUGAGCAUGAUGACUCUUUUGAUUUGCUGUUUAAGAUCAUCCUGAUCGGAGACUCUAACGUAGGAAAGACCUGCCUGGUUCAGAAUUUCAAGUCAGGGAUUUUCUCAGAGAAACAGCAAAACACCAUCGGAGUGGAUUUCACUGUACGGACCGUGGAUAUCGAUGGGAAGAAAGUUAAGAUGCAGGUGUGGGACACGGCAGGUCAGGAGAGGUUCCGUACAAUCACCCAGAGCUACUACCGCAGCGCUCACGGCGCCAUCAUCGCCUAUGACAUCACGCGACGCCCAACCUUUGACUCAGUGGCUCACUGGAUCAAAGAGGUGGAGCUCUAUGGAGCAACCAAUAUAGUGCUGGUUCUCAUAGGUAACAAAUGUGACCUGGAGCAGGAACGUCAGGUUCCGUUUGAGAAAGCCUGCAAUCUGGCAAAGGAGAGCGAUGUACUAGCUGCUCUAGAAACAUCUGCAAAGGAGAGUCAGAAUGUGGAAGAAGCCUUCACCUUGAUGGCCAGAGAGCUGAUGUCUCGUAAUGGCCUCAAUGUCCAGCAGGAGGACUCAGAGAGCCACAGCACGCCUAGAGUUCUUCUCCGGGCUAACUCUCGGCCGGUUAAUGACAUAGCAGCUGCCUACACGUCACCAGACAAGAAGACAUGUUGCUGAUUUAAACGUGGAUAGGACAUGGAAGAGGGUGAAGGACGCUUUUCUUCAUAAAUGUUGGAGAAGAGGAUGUCACUACCCGAUCCAUACCGGAAACCCAAUUUGUUCUGGUCCUAUGCCCUGACCAAUUGACUAUCCUGACCCCAACCAAUCGAGGUCAUUGCCUAACUCAACCAUCUACGCAAGUCCGAAGAACAAAUCAGGUUUCCGGUACGCAUCAGGCUGCCACUGGGAAAUAGAAACAGAUCCAAAGAUGCAUGGAUGUGGAAUAAGGAUGGAAAGGCCUCAAGGACCAAUAAUCUUCGCAUUGAAGGAGUUUAGGCAAUUUUUGGGAAGUAUUGAAAAAUCAAUUCAGUGUACUUUUUGUAGCUUACCUGACUUGAGAGAAUUAUUCAGCUGGUACUACAAGGACAAGGACCAAGCAUGUUUAAAUGGUGGGAAAGAGACAGUGGUGAUGGUUGUGAUCAGCUUUAGGUAAAGUUACUAAACCAAUCUCAU
Molecule: messenger RNA, 2131 nt
Organism: Sander lucioperca (pikeperch)
Lineage: Eukaryota; Metazoa; Chordata; Actinopteri; Perciformes; Percidae
Product: ras-related protein Rab-19-like
Exons: 4
Coding region: 965-1636 (223 amino acids)
Cellular component (GO): trans-Golgi network
Molecular function (GO): GTP binding; GTPase activity
Source: RefSeq, a predicted model, not a curated record